This is a messenger RNA of Closterium sp. Naga37s-1, 480 nucleotides long. NCBI's taxonomy places the organism in Eukaryota, Viridiplantae, Streptophyta, Zygnematophyceae, Desmidiales, Closteriaceae. The record is from the annotation of a GenBank genome assembly.
AUGCAGCAAGCCGCGUGGAUGCGGUUGGCCAAAGCGGGAGAUGCGGGCGAUUGCGCUGACGAUGCGGCUGAUGACGUGGUGGAACGUGACAACAGCGGGCGGGGGGAUGAUGAGAUUGGCGACGGGGAGAAAUGCACGGCGACCGAGGAGGGCGAUAACGCUCUUGACGCGUCAAAUCGAACGGGCGAGGGUGGUCAGACUGAACAGGAUAAAGCCGCCGCUCGUCGGAAUGAUCACGGCAGUAGAAUCGUGGGUGAACGACAGUCGUUGAUCGCUGGACGAGGUGUGGAUGGACAGCGCAUGAUCGCGCAUCCGCGACGCGGUUCUGCAGUUGGUGGAGGCGCAACAAGCGGUGCUGGAGCACAGCAGAGUAGCGGCGGCCAUGGAAGCCGCCAUGCUGGAGAGGCAGACGAGCCUCGGGAGGCAGACGAGCCUGGAGAGGCAGACGAGCCUGGGGAGGAGCCCUGGGGGAAGCGGUAA